Messenger RNA from Selaginella moellendorffii, 852 nucleotides. RefSeq lists its product as uncharacterized. NCBI's taxonomy places the organism in Eukaryota, Viridiplantae, Streptophyta, Lycopodiopsida, Selaginellales, Selaginellaceae. The coding region runs from base 90 to 680 and encodes 196 amino acids. The record is from RefSeq and is a predicted model, not a curated record. The transcript has 4 exons.
CACGAUCUCUAGAGCACGCUUCGCUUUGCUACUACGCACAACACAAAGAUUUUAAAGUUUCGUUCAUCAUUUCCGGUCGAUUCCGCAGCAUGGCGCGCUCUUCCAGAUCUCUUGCCUUUGUAUCUUCGUUUGUGAUUCUUCUCUGCAUCAGCGGAGCGAUUGCUGGAAGCAGGCUCGAGUGCGAGGAUCUACCUCCUCAGGACUGCGCGUUUGCCGUGUCCACCAUGGGAAACCGAUGCGUUCUAGAAAAAUUCAUAGCUCAGGACACCAGCGCCAUCUACGAGUGCCAGACAUCCAAUGUCAUGGCCGAGAAGCAAGAGGCCUGGAUCGAAUCCGAUGAGUGCGUCAAGGAGUGUGGAGUGGAGAGGAUGUGGGUGGGAUUCUCCAGCGAUGGCCUCGCCAACCGCAACUUCGUCAACAGGCUCUGCUCGCCAGUGUGCCAGAACAAUUGCCCCAACAUUGUCAAUCUUUUUGAAAGCCUCGCUGCCGGAGAAGGUGUCAAUCUUGCCGAGGUUUGCAACUACGUGAGACCCAGUGCUCACAGGAUCCUUGCCGAUUCUCUCCUCUUCAAGAACACCCAGUUUGUUCUCCAAUCUUUGGCUGGCGCGGCUGCUCCGCAAGCUGCUAUUUCCGCAGAAUCGAUCACCUUGGCACCAGCUCCAGCUCCAAGCACCAACUAGAGGAGACAUUCUCGAUAGAUCAUGUUUAUAGUUCGUCUGCGGUAGAGAGAUUGAUUUUUUGUUUGGAGAAGGUUCCAUACGAUCCCGUGCGCUGAGAUUGUGGUAGAAACUCUCCAAACCGACAUUGAUUCUUUUCAUAAAUUCUAGUCAAUAAACACAUUCGGUCAAAAGC